UUAGGCGCGAGCCUGGAGGUCUGGCGAGCAGCAGCCAAAUUUGACCUUGAAGUGUUUAUCAGCUCACAGGACGGUAACUGGUAUUGUGGCACUCAAGUGUGGCAUUGGGUUAGUGUGCGCUUGACCUGGGUCCAGUGUUCGCGUGGCCUAUAUAAAGCGUCUGGCGAUCUGAAGAGCAGUUGUGUCAGCUCAGCUCAGCUAUCAACAGGACAAAACGUUGAAUAUUCUCUGCUCAAGUGCUAACUAUGUUUACCAAGAUUUUUUUGUUUGCCACAUUGAUUGCUGUUUCCAGCGCUGGAUUGCUGCCCAAUCGGGCGGUAAGCAGUGAAGACACCUUCGAUGCGCAUCCUCGCUACUCCUUUGGCUAUGAUGUACAAGAUGCGGUUAGUGGAGAUGUCAAGUCCCAGAAGGAAACACGUGACGGCGACAUGGUAAAGGGUCAAUACUCAUUGAAUGAUGCGGAUGGGUAUCGACGCAUUGUGGACUAUACAGCCGAUGCUAAGCAUGGCUUCAGUGCAGUGGUGCGACGUGAACCACUUUCUGCUGCGGCUCUCGUCCCAGUCGUGGCUAAGCAGGUAAAAAUACCUGUACUUGCGGCCAAGAAACAGCCCGUCCAACAAGUGCUCGUUAGAAACUAUGCGACACCCACCGCUGUGAUCCACCACGCGUCAGUGGCACAUGUGGUUCAGGCUGCUCCAGCCCCCACCUAUGUUUCCCAUCACGUGCCAGCGCUGUUGAAAUCACCGAUACACGUUGCACAUCCACAAACCGUUUCGUAUGUGUUCCAACACUAAAGGGAGAGGCAAAGUCUGAUGUCAUAAUAAA
Messenger RNA from Drosophila grimshawi, 825 nucleotides. It is a transcript of the gene Edg84A, whose product is annotated as pupal cuticle protein Edg-84A. Bases 246 to 794 code for a protein of 182 amino acids. NCBI's taxonomy places the organism in Eukaryota, Metazoa, Arthropoda, Insecta, Diptera, Drosophilidae. The record is from RefSeq and is a predicted model, not a curated record. The transcript has 2 exons. Gene Ontology annotation, cellular component: extracellular matrix.